Molecule: messenger RNA, 963 nt
Organism: Komagataella phaffii GS115
Lineage: Eukaryota; Fungi; Ascomycota; Pichiomycetes; Pichiales; Pichiaceae
Exons: 1
Coding region: 1-963 (320 amino acids)
Source: RefSeq, a predicted model, not a curated record
AUGACAUGGAGAUCUGCUCUGUUUUCAUCAACUAUUAUCUUGUUAUUUGAAGGGCUUCUAUACAAAUCGGAUGAGGCAAAUAGGAACAAACUAGUUGAUUAUUUUAGAGAAUCUCCCCUGGAAGACAUCGAGAUUAGAUUAUCCAUAUCUCUUAACCCAGAGCAAUUGAAGCUUCCAGAUCUUGCUGAAAGCAGUCAAAUUCAAACCAACUACGAGCUAAACAGGAUAAACCAAGGACUUAUCUGUCAAUACAAGGUGGAUUAUUACAGCUUUUCUCCAGAUUGCUAUUUUCAAAUGGAUCUGAUUAUCAGUGACAACGAUGCCAUAAGCAUAUAUGAGAACGAGCCUAUAAUUGAUUUAUACCAUCAACUGCAGUCAAUUAGAGAGAACGAUCUUCCCUUUUUUGUGUCUCAGGCGGCUCUGUAUCAUUUAUUAGAGUCUGAACUGGAGUCGCUAGCUGCAAAUCACUAUACAAGGAAGUUUACUGGGAAGAAAUACGUUACCAUACCUAAUGAACCAAUCGAUCUGGAAACAGUUUGUGUGAACGACACCAGCGUGAUACGGAGGCUUAGUAAAGUGACUGUCUUGAAUUCAACUAUAUGUGAAAACCGAAGCGUGGAUUCAUUUUUGAGCACUGUUACACCGAAUAAUUUGAAGUUUCAGGUGGAUAAGGCAAUCCGGUUGAAAUUUCUACAACAAAUGAUGUCAUUCUAUGGCAUGUUACUACAAAUCAACCAAGGUGAAAACAAAUAUAAAGAAAAGCACAAUUUGUUCCGGAACGUUCUCCAGAGACGGAAAGAGGCUGUUGAGCUUUUCAACAGCAAUCAUUGGGAUGAAGCUUUGACCCUUCUGAAUCAAUUGUCGAUCGACAAUUUGCCAGCAACUAACUACACGGACUCGGGUUGGUGGCUUCGAAGCGGCUUGUACGGACUAAUUUUGAUGUGGCAGCUCAUUUUCCAGUGA